This is a messenger RNA of Macroventuria anomochaeta, 1783 nucleotides long. RefSeq lists its product as uncharacterized. Bases 74 to 1561 code for a protein of 495 amino acids. The transcript is spliced from 2 exons. Lineage: Eukaryota; Fungi; Ascomycota; Dothideomycetes; Pleosporales; Didymellaceae. The record is from RefSeq and is a predicted model, not a curated record.
CCCCCCCGCAUAAGGCAUACCUGCGACACAAGCCCCUGAGCCUGUCUCCACAGCCCUGGGCGUGGAAUGCGCCAUGGAACCUCCUCCACCGAGCAGCAGCAGCGUCUUCAGCAGACGGCCCUCCUUCUUUGGCGGCAAGAGCAGACACAAAGCCUCGCGCUCCAACGUGCCACCGACGCUCUAUCUGCCGCCGGCGUCACCUAUUCAAGCGCACAAUCCCGCCGCGCCGCCGCCAGACACAACCCCUCCUCUAGCCAGCCAAUCCGAUCCGCCCGCGAGAGCACCGACAACGUCACAGAAGCGCUCCCGGCACAGCAUCUCCAGCACCGUAGGGGAUAUCGGGCUGCAGUUGCGGAGGAGCCGCAGCACGUCCCUUCGGAGCGCCGCGUCGUCCCACCAUAAGAGGCACCCCUCGGCCUCCACCAUGCACUCCGUCUCGCUCUCGCCCGAGAAGAGCGUCCCUCCUGCGGCGCCCAUAUCUGCCUCGCGCCCGACGCUCUCCAUAUCGACCUUCUCGCGCAGCAAGGCCAAGAGCAGCGACAACGUCAAGCCCGAUGGUGGCGGCCUGCAGCACUCGGACAAGACGCCCUUGAGCGCCCUCGACAAGCCCAAGACUCCCUUCGGCAUGGCCGUCCCUAUCCCGCUGCGGCACCCGCCCAGCCAGAAGGAGGUGCAGCAGGCACAACGGCAGGCGAGCAACGCUGGCCUCGCGCCCGCAGCGCCCAUACCCGUCCCCAGCGGCGCGAACCCCAACAUCAUAUUCCAGCACAUCCACGAGCUUGCCUCGAAGCGCAUAUCCACCCUGGACUAUCUGCGCAAGGCUCAUGAAGGCAGGAUAUACUGGUUCAACACGCUCCUCUUCUCCAAAACCGACCUCGGCCGCCUCCCCUCCUUCACACCCCGCAACCAAUCGCGGCGCGCAACCCAGUACCUCCUCCUCGGCUUCAGCCUCCCGACGAUCCUCGACCUGCACGCCAACUCGCCCGCCGACUACCUCCGCGCGCUCAACGCCCUGCUCCUCGAGUUCGAACAGUACCAAUCCAUGCACCCGACCGACGGCUCGGCGCCGAGCCUGAGCCGCGCGAGGAUACCGCAGAUGUUCAAGCGGGCAAACUUGGGCGGAAAGGGCCGGCGCAGCAGUUCAGCGGCCGGCGAUUUUCCUCUGGCGACACCGCAAGCGAGUUUUGGGAGUGACAACGCGAGUAUGAUGGGUGUGGACUCGCCGCCCACAGACGAUCUGCUCCCGAAUGAGACGUAUCUCUACCUCCAGACACCGAGUCUGCCGUUCGAUCCGGAUUUUUUUAGCACGUUUGCGACGCUGUGCGAUGUGCUUAUUGAUUGCUACGCGAAGAUGCUGAGUAUGCUCUCCACGCCCGAGUCAGUCACGCUGGCCGGGCAGGGCGUGCCGAGCACAGUGGGCGAUUUGUUCAGCAAGGCCGACGCGAGAGUGCGAAAGAUCAUCUUGGCAGGUGUGGUGAGGGAGUUUGAGGAGAGCUGUCGACAAGGGGUUCGGGGAGAGGUUGGAGGUGUAGGGAAGGUUGUGCUUGGAGGGCUGAUGUAGCGAUGGUCUUGUGCAUCAGCACCAGGGAGAGCUUGGCUGGGGAGCAUGUCUGGCGUGUUUAUGACUUUUAUGAGGAGGAGUUGGUGUUUAUGAUACCCGUGUGGGUCGCUGCAUAGCGAUGGCGUUUUUGCAUAGUUGACAUGCUAGACAGCGAGGCCUGAAUUCACGUGAUGACGACAAGUUCCCGCUUGCCUCAUAUAUCUAUAUAGCCUGCGCGUCGUG